This is a messenger RNA of Austrofundulus limnaeus, 2600 nucleotides long. It is a transcript of the gene zbtb49, whose product is annotated as zinc finger and BTB domain containing 49. NCBI's taxonomy places the organism in Eukaryota, Metazoa, Chordata, Actinopteri, Cyprinodontiformes, Rivulidae. Gene Ontology annotation, biological process: regulation of transcription by RNA polymerase II. The record is from RefSeq and is a predicted model, not a curated record. Gene Ontology annotation, molecular function: protein binding; DNA-binding transcription factor activity, RNA polymerase II-specific; RNA polymerase II cis-regulatory region sequence-specific DNA binding.
UUUCUUUUUUUUCUUGCCCUCUCUCGUUGAUGCAGAAGUUGAAGCUGAGGAGGUGCAGCAGCUUUAGAGACCAUGGACUCCCUGUCCAGCCACAGCUCCUACCUCCUCCAGCAGCUUCAGGAGCAGAGGAUUCAGGGGCUUCUCUGUGACUGCAUGCUGGUGGUCAAGGGUGUCUGCUUCAAAGCRCACAAAAACGUCCUAGCUGCUUUCAGUUCUUAUUUCAGAUCAGAGUUCCAAAACUCUCCAAGUCAGAAAAACGACGUGUUCAACCUGGUUAUCCAGGACGUCAGCGGCAUUGGCCAGGUGCUGGAUUACAUGUAUACCUCUCAUCUCGACAUUAACCAAGAUAACGUGCAGGCCCUCCUGGACAUCGCUCAGAGCUUGCAGGUUCCAAAUGUGCAGAACAUGUGUAAUGCUUUUCUCAAGCCCUGCCCUCCACCCGUGGAGAUGUCUUCAUUCUCUCUCCCAGGCAUGCUAAGCUCUGAGCACGACUGCCUGUUGGGGAGCGGUCUUCCACACGAUGUCGACCUCCACUGCCCCUCUGAACCUCAGAGGCCCAGCUUUUACAGUGACAUGGACCACACAAGAAGGAUGCCGGUUUCUCUGCCUAAUAAUAGCUCAAACUGUGACUUGCCUAGCAGCUCUCAUGCGCCCGUAGAAAAACAGCUGGUUCAUGGCUAUAAGCUCCGUAAUUUCUACAGUAAGCAGUAUUUCAAACAAAGUGCUAUUCAAACCAACAGUGCCGUCUUAAAUCAAGGCCCAGGCCCCUUGGUGCUAACAGAGGAACAGCAGUGUCCACUUGGUAUGAAUCAGGGCGGCAAUAACACAGCUGUAAGUUUAGGAAACACCGUUCAGUCCAACCCUGCUCCAUCUGUAACAGUGGAGAAAACCACCAUAUCAUCUUUGACGCCUUCAGAUAAUCUCAACACCCCUAACGCUGACUCAGCCGAUUCCAUGGCUGACAAACCAGUUCGCCCCAAAAAGGCAGUGUACCUGAAGAAAUAUAACUACCUCUGCUCUCAGAAAGCUCUGGAGGAGAUGUGCACCGAGUCGGUCAUUGAACCCAUCCAGAGCGGUCCUAAAGCGAGUCACCCAGGCGAGCCCAUGGCCCAGACGGACGCUCCAGAAGCUGCCGUUGAAGGCAGCCCUGCAGGCACGGAGGGGACCUCGGAGACGACAGCCGCUCAGCUUCCCAGUCCUCCACCCGUAAACCCGAAGGAAGUGAGCUUGAAGCCCGUGCCAGAGCCGUCGCAGCAAACGGGGAACAAGCAGUACUGUUGUGACGUGUGUGGGAAGAUCUUCAAACACCCGAGCAACCUGGAGCUGCACAAGCGCUCCCAUACUGGUGAAAAGCCAUUUCAGUGCAGUAUUUGUGGGAAACACUUCUCACAGGCAGGAAAUUUACAGACGCAUUUGCGGAGACAUUCUGGAGAAAAGCCAUACAUCUGUGAGUUAUGUGGUAAAAGCUUUACUGCAGCAGGGGAUGUCCAGCGUCACAAAGUGGUUCACACUGGAGAGAAACCACACCUGUGUGACAUCUGUGGUAGAGGAUUUAACAACCUGAGUAACCUGAAGGAGCACAAAAGGACUCAUGCAACAGAAAAGACCUUCACCUGCGACCAGUGUGGAAAGUCCUUCAACACGCACAGAAAGCUUCUGAAGCACAAGGCUCGGCACGCUGGAGAAAAACCACACAGCUGUGACACGUGUGGAAAGUGCUUCAUCGGCUCUGGAGACCUGCAGCGUCACAUACGCUCACACACCGGAGAGAAGCCCUACAUCUGUAACACGUGUGGGAAAAGCUUCACCCGCUCUGCCAUGCUGAGGAGACACAGCAACAUGCACUGCAAGGGCCCGGUGAUCUCAAGCCCGGCGGCAGUGGACUCGGAGCAGACGCACAGUUCAGACGGAGCCGCCUCCUUCUCCAAACCUGUCAGCCUGAACAAACCACCUGCUGCCGCCUCCGAGCAACACUUCUCCCCUAUGCUGCCUAACGCAGAGCUGGAUAAACCCUCCCCGCCCAGUCCUUCGCCACCACAAGCCACRCAGCGCAUCGAGACUCCGCCUCCCAGCAUGCACCUCAGCCCAGCGCUGACGUCGCUCCCCGAGCUGCGCUCCCUGGUUCCCCAUCACCUGCUGUCAUCCAGCCACCAGGAGAGAAGUGCAGCUCUGCUCCCCGCAGACCGCAUCAAGCUGUCCAAACCGCACGACACUCCAGAGAUUGUUUACGGUCCUUACAUGGAGAACGGGAAUAUGUCAAUCGACAGCGACCCGGCGGGGAGACCCUACCUGCCCCCCACAGACAGCCCCUUCACCGGGUCUAGUAGACCCUACAGGUCCAGUGAAGGUCAGUAUAUUUCCAGUGUAACUUUAUGGGGUCUGGCAAUGAAGACUCUGCAGAAUGAUAACGACAUGGAGCAGUGAACUCACCCCUGCCAGAUUACACUUCUGCAUUUUUUCAUGUAUUUAUUUAGUGGUUGAGAUGGAUUAAAACUGACCCACGCCAUAAACCGUAGAUGGUAACCUUCUUAAGGAAGCAAAGACAAGUGGGAAAAGAAAGGGUUUGAAGAUGGAACUGAAUAAAAUUAAAGUGAAAUAUG